AUGCCCAACGACGUCGCAACCCCAGAUACGACUUCGGGAGAUCGUUCCAUCGGUGAUGCCUCAAGGCUGGUUGCCGGUGCUUCAAGACUACCGAAGCUUGACUUAGUUCACUUCAACGGAGCAGUGCUACAGUGGCAGCCGUUCUGGGAUGUAUUCAAGCAUGCCGUUCAUACAAACGCUGGUCUGACGAACGUCGACAGAUUCCACUACCUGAAAUCCCUUCUGGUUGGACCAGCGGCCAAAGCGAUCGAGGGAAUUCAAGUGACUGAUUCUUCAUAUGCCGAUGCCAUCGAAAUUCUAACCAACCGCUUCGGAAACACCAGGAUCAUCGAGCAGAAGUACUUGGAAAACCUAAGAACACUCAAGCCUGUACAAUGCUCCACUGACGUGACCGCCAUGAGGAAUCUCCUAGAUACUGUGACUAUACACGUGAGAGGUCUCAAGGCUCUUUGA
Molecule: messenger RNA, 453 nt
Organism: Rhipicephalus sanguineus (brown dog tick)
Lineage: Eukaryota; Metazoa; Arthropoda; Arachnida; Ixodida; Ixodidae
Exons: 1
Coding region: 1-453 (150 amino acids)
Source: RefSeq, a predicted model, not a curated record